Anopheles moucheti is the source of this 3996-nucleotide messenger RNA. Its product is annotated as AP-1 complex subunit gamma-1-like. Gene Ontology annotation, cellular component: membrane coat; AP-1 adaptor complex. The coding region runs from base 29 to 3700 and encodes 1223 amino acids. Gene Ontology annotation, biological process: receptor-mediated endocytosis; Golgi to vacuole transport; intracellular protein transport. The transcript has 11 exons. Lineage: Eukaryota; Metazoa; Arthropoda; Insecta; Diptera; Culicidae. Gene Ontology annotation, molecular function: clathrin-cargo adaptor activity; RNA binding. The record is from RefSeq and is a predicted model, not a curated record.
CGAAUUUCUGCCUUGGCUUCACGUAACAAUGGCGGAUCAAGAAACGAAUGGUUAUAACGAUGAAGCAAGUGAUUUUAAGCGUAAAAGCAAUGCUAAUCUUCGCGAGAUCGACCCAGAGGAUGACGGUGAAGAAGCGAGCAAACAGUCGGAAAAAGUGCAGGAGUACAUAAGAAACAUACUGAACGAGCGGGUAGCUUUGGAUCGUAAAUAUCCCAUCGCUGAUCGGUUGUUACAACUGGAGAUUGAAACUGCACAGAAAAAUGGUAAACCUCCCGCUAGACGCUACAUUGAUAUUUACCGGGAAAAGCCCAUCAAACUGCAGGUGAAAGUAAUUGUGCCAGUGAAGGAACAUCCAAAGUUCAAUUUCGUCGGUAAACUUCUAGGGCCGAAGGGAAACUCAUUGAAACGGUUGCAGGAAGAAACGAUGUGCAAAAUGGCAAUCCUUGGUCGUGGUUCGAUGAAAGAUCGCAAAAAGGAAGAGGAACUCCGGUUAGCAAUGGAUCCUAAAUAUGCCCACCUCAAUGAUGAUCUGCACGUAGAGAUUAAUGCACUGGGUCCACCGGCGGAAGCGCACGCCCGCAUUGCAUACGCACUAGCCGAGGUGCGGAAGUUUCUCAUUCCGGAUAGCAACGAUUUCAUCCGGCAGGAGCAAAUGCGUGAAAUGUUGGAAGAUCCUGAUUGUGAUCUACCGGUGAAAAAAGCGUUCAAAAAAUCGAUCACUCCACAUACGACGGUUCAUGAUGGUCCACCAUCGUCUAGCUCACCAGUACCUGGCCCAUCCCGCGCGGUACCACCACAAAGGAAGAUCUUUUCAAUUCUGGACAAAGCACGUGCGGCGCUAGAAGACAGCCAUUUUCCGCGUUCCACUACGGUAAGAUACGAAGAGCCACGGUACGAACGGGAACAAUUCGAAUCAUCGUACUGUUACCAUCAACCACCUCCACCUCGACUAAAGUAUGAGACCAAUAAUUAUAAUGACGAUUACCGGAGAGAUUACUACCGCAAUUCCAGUUCUUACUCUGGUUCGAUCGCCGUUUUUCAUCAUUCUCGGCUGCCAUCGCAAGACGUCAUCAACAACAUGUACCCGUAUUAUGAGACCGACUGGAGCAUUCUACCGCCGGAGCACAAUCGAAGGUAUAGUCCAGGACUGACCAUCAACAACAUUAAACAGGUGAUCAACGAAACAAUCGAAACAAAUAUCUUACGAAAACCGGCACCGACACGCUUGCGGGAGCUCAUACGACAGAUCCGGGCCUGCCGAACAGCGGCCGAGGAACGUGCGGUAGUCAACACAGAAUGUGCCUACAUCCGGAGUACCUUCCGCGAGACGGAUUGUAUCUGGAAGUGUCGCAAUAUGGCAAAGUUGCUGUACAUCCACAUGCUCGGCUAUCCGGCCCACUUCGGACAGGUGGAAUGUCUAAAACUGGCCGCAAGCUCAAAGUACACCGACAAACGGAUAGGGUAUCUGGGCGCGAUGCUGUUGCUGGAUGAGCGUACCGAUGUGCACGUGUUGCUUACGAACUGCCUUAAAAACGAUCUCAACAGUCCCACACAGUUUGUCGUAGGUACUGCACUGUGCACACUAGCCGCCAUCGCAUCGCCCGAGAUGGCCCGGGACCUGUGCAACGAUGUCGAGCGUCUGAUCGUGUCCACCAAUGCGUUCCUGCGGAAAAAAGCGAUCCUCUGUGCCUUCCGGUUUGUGCGCCGCGUCCCAGAGCUGAUGGAGGAUUAUCUGCCAAAGUGUGAAGUGUUUCUGGCAGACAAAAACCACGGUAUCCUGAUCGCCACCAUCACGCUGAUCACGGAGAUGUGCGAACAGAGCGUGGCCGUGUUGCGGUACUUUAAAUCCAUCAUUCCCACACUCGUUCGCAUGCUGAAAUCGCUCACCGUGACUGGUUAUUCACCGGAGCAUCUUGUCAGUGGUGUAAGCGAUCCAUUCCUGCAGGUUAAGAUACUACGUUUAUUGCGUGUACUCGGUCAUGGCGAUCCAACACAGUCGGAAAUUAUGAACGACGUACUAGCGCAGGUUGCCACCAAUACGGAAACGAGCAAAAAUGCCGGCAAUGCGAUCCUGUAUGAAACGGUUCUCACAAUUAUGAACGUCGAAUCGGAAAACAGUUUGCGUGUGUUGGCAGUUAACAUUCUCGGACGCUUUCUGCUGAACAACGACAAAAACAUUCGCUUUAUCGGGUUGCUAACGCUCGUCAAGACCGUGCACAAGGACAUGACGGCGGUACAGCGACAUCGCAUAACGAUCCUCGAGUGCCUUUCGGACGGUGAUCCAUCGAUACAGCGAUGUGCUAUGGAACUGUCCUUCACCCUCAUCAACACACAGAACAUCGAAAUGGUUGUACGGGAGCUACUGCGGUAUCUCGAAUCCACCGAUGCCGAAAUGAAGGCGCUCUGCAGCAGCAAGAUCGUACUCGCGGCCGAAACAUAUUCGCCUUCGAUCCGUUGGCAUCUCGAUGUAUUACUGAAAAUUCUUACAAUCGCCGGUAAUAACAUCCGGGACGACGUGAUCUCGUCCACCAUACAGCUCAUCUCGAACAGUCCGCAGCACGAGCAGCGAUUCAUUACCAACAAGAUGUGGGAGGCUAUCAUGAACAUGAACCAGCUCGAGAACCGGCAACCAUUGGUGCAGGUGGCCGUGUGGGCGAUCGGUGAAUAUGGGGAAGCUGGAGGAUUCGAUGAGUUCGAACUAAUUGAACACUAUCGGCAACUGUUGUGGGCACCGCAGCUAUCAAUCACCACCAAGCAGUACAUUCUGGUAUCGUUGGCCAAAAUCAGCGUUCGAAUAGAUGGCUGUACACCGGACAUUCAAAACAUCAUCAACUCGUUCCGAGUGCACAUGAAUAUCGAUCUGCAGCAGCGAGCAAACGAAUUUUCGCAACUGUUCACCAACUACAAACACCUUCGGAACUCAUUGCUCGAGAAGAUGCCAAAGUUAAAACUAUCAGAACUGACCACCUCAGAAUACAAUGCUGACUUUGCGUCCCCAGAUUCAACCGAAGUUGAACAGCAGCAAGAAGAACCGGUCUCUGUUCAGGAACCAUCGAACCAAGACAUAUUGCUGGAUUUGUUGGGUGAUUGUUUCAGCAGUGAUGGGAACGGUAAUAAUGCACUUGCCGUUGUGCCCGUCUCGCAACCGCUGUCCACAACUCAGCCCUAUUUGCAAACGACGAGCUUUAAUCAAAGCGCACUAUCAUCGUAUAAUAAUAAUGGACCAAUGGCAGCUGGCACUACCGACAGCAUAAUGGAUGUACUUGGUCUAGCAGCACCAAACCAAACGCAUCAGACAAUCGAUCAUACUACGAUACCCGCGAUCGACGUUUACAACAAGGACGACGUCUAUAUCCGAUUCUUUAUCCAUCCCUAUCCCACCAUGGGCGAACAGCCACCAUCAUCCACCGGAGCUCGUAUCACCGUACAAACAACCAAUGGAUCCCAAGCUACAAUCGAGAAGUUCCUCUUCCAGGCAGCCGUGCCGAAAUCGUUCGUACUGACGCUACGUGAACCGUCCAGCACGGUGAUGCCCCCGGGCGGAACGAUCAUGCAGGAUCUGUUGAUUGCACGUCAAACAUCGCCCACCCUAGGUGGCACCGGGUUACGCAUGAAGGUUCGCUUUUCGUACGAAAUUGAAAAUUACUCCAUGAUGGAACAGAUUGAUGUGAACGAGUUUCCGAACGGUUUUCUGCGCUAGCAGUAAAACAAUCGUUAAGCGUUAACGUAGGAUAGCCAGGAGUUGAAAGUAAGCCAACCGAUUGAAUGGUAGGAUCGCCUUAGCACUUUGCAGAAAGUAACACAAUCCAGAUGAGAAAUAAAAAAUGUAAAUGCAUCUAUUGUUAGAAAGAACGUAUAAUGGUACAAAGCAUACGAUAAAACUGGGGAAAAGCCGCAUAAUCAUUCUUUUGUACAGUGUGUAAAGAGAGAGACACAACAGAACUGCACUAUACAAAUGGAAAAUUUACCGCGCUACAUGCCCAGAGAGAUAUAAUA